GACAGGGCGCGUGACACACGACUCCGGUCGUUUCCUAUUUGCGCAGAUCUACGCGUGCCGGGAGUGUUGUUGAGGUGGGUCGCUCGAGGGCAGGAUGCCGUCCAAUAAGAGCGUAUCAGAUGCACCCAUCACUCAGUUUAUCAACUGCAGGAUCCUAAGAGACCACAAGAUACAGAGGGAGGACCUGUGGGUGAGGGAGGGCAAGAUUCUUGAUCCUGAAAAGCUGUUCUUUGACGAGAAAGGCUUUGCAGACCAGAGAAUUGACUGUAAAAACAAAAUCAUUGCCCCAGGGUUCAUAGACGUGCAGAUCAAUGGUGGAUAUGGUGUGGAUUUCUCCCAGGCCAGUGGUGACAUCAGUGGCGGUGUAGCCUUGGUGGCCAAAAAGAAUCUGGAACAUGGUGUCACUUCCUUUUGCCCCACCCUUGUUACCUCACCUACAUCAGUCUACCACCAGGUACUUCCCCAGAUCAAAGUUCAGAAUGGGGGUCCCCAUGGAGCCGGAGUAAUUGGUGUUCACCUUGAAGGUCCCUUCAUCAGCGAGGAGAAGAAAGGCGCUCACCCACCAAAAUUCCUGCGCACCUUUAAAGCAGGGGGGGUUACUGAUCUGCUGGAGACCUAUGGGCAGCUAGAUAACGUUGUCAUGGUGACACUGGCACCUGAGCUGUCCAACAGUGGGCCAGUGAUCCAGGAGCUAGUAAGGAGGGGCAUUACUGUCUCUGUGGGCCACUCCAUGGCUGACUUAUCUCAGGCUGAAGAAGCGGUGAAUCAGGGAGCCUCCUUCAUUACUCACCUCUUCAACGCUAUGCUACCUUUUCACCAUCGGGACCCGGGCAUUGUGGGAUUGUUAACCAGUGAAAAGGUGCCUCCAGGACGCAGGGUUUUCUAUGGAAUGAUUGCUGAUGGAAUACACACACACCCUGCAGCACUGCGCAUUGCACACCGAGCACAUCCAACAGGGUUGGUGUUGGUCACUGAUGCCAUAGCAGCAAUGGGUCUUCCUUCUGGUCAUCAUACUCUGGGCCAGCAAGAAAUAGACAUCCAGGGUCUUCACGCCUAUGUAGCAGGAACCAAAACACUGAGUGGGAGCAUUGCUACAAUGGACAUGUGUGUGAGACAUUUCAGAAAGGCAACAGGCUGUUCAGUGGAGGCUGCCCUGGAGGCCGCUUCUCUUCGUCCUGCAGAGUCGUUAGGCCUGAACCAUCGCAAGGGAACACUGGACUUCAACACUGAUGCAGAUUUUGUUGUUCUGGAUGAUGCAUUGACGGUCCAAGAGACCUACAUAAUGGGCCAGCAGGUCUGGAAGAAGUGAAGUGAAAUGGGAUGGAACACACUACACCAGGGCUUCUACACUGCUCAGUAAUUGGGCAGUUUAAGCGAACUCAUCAGGGAGCUCACCUCACUGGCUAUGAUAACCUAAUAUUUACAAACACAAACACACAGCCGAGAUGUGUGUGCGCUUGUGGUGGUAUAUCAAUAUGCCGAGGGAUAUCUCUCUGAAAUCCAAAGCUAUGCAAUGAAAACAUUUCUAAUCUAUGUUCACAUUUUGGGAACUGAUGUGGCCUUCAGUGUAAACAAAGGACGUGGGUCAGGCUGAAUGAUGCACAAACAAACAACCUACCUAUCCUAAUAUUGAAUUGGCUGAUAAACUUCCCAUACUAAGUACAACCAGUUUAUCUUUCAGGGCCAACACCCAUGAGAUUGUUAGGCACGUGUGAAGAUUUAGACACAUUUCAGUGGUCUUUCAUUUCCACAUAAAUUCAUAUGCUGAAAGGUGAUCUAUAGAAAUAUUUUUUUUAAUUGUCCUGCAUUCCUUGUAAAUGUGACAUUUUUGACAUUCAAUACAUGUGUAACAUA
Molecule: messenger RNA, 1854 nt
Organism: Clupea harengus (Atlantic herring)
Lineage: Eukaryota; Metazoa; Chordata; Actinopteri; Clupeiformes; Clupeidae
Gene: amdhd2
Product: amidohydrolase domain containing 2
Biological process (GO): N-acetylglucosamine catabolic process
Molecular function (GO): N-acetylglucosamine-6-phosphate deacetylase activity
Source: RefSeq, a predicted model, not a curated record